Molecule: messenger RNA, 1781 nt
Organism: Pezoporus occidentalis (night parrot)
Lineage: Eukaryota; Metazoa; Chordata; Aves; Psittaciformes; Psittacidae
Product: E3 ubiquitin-protein ligase TRIM39-like
Exons: 6
Coding region: 115-1587 (490 amino acids)
Biological process (GO): protein ubiquitination
Cellular component (GO): cytoplasm
Molecular function (GO): zinc ion binding; protein binding; ubiquitin protein ligase activity
Source: RefSeq, a predicted model, not a curated record
CCAGGCCACUGCUCCCUGGCUCUGCUGGCGCUGCCAGUGCUGCCUUGCCAGCAGCUCACCGGCCGCGCCGACCGUGGUGGGAAGGAAGCACCUGGCAAGGCCACGGAGGCCACGAUGGCCCUGGCGGGGGCCCUGGAGCGGCUGCAGGAGGAGGCCAUUUGCCCCAUCUGCCUGGAGUACAUGAGCGAGCCUGUCAGCAUUGACUGCGGGCACAACUUCUGCCGGGGCUGCAUCGCCAAGCACUGCCAAGAGAAGGGUCUCUGGGCUGACGGGCCCUUCUCCUGCCCACAGUGCAGGGCCUCCUGCCACCGCAGCGGCUUCCGACCCAACAGGCAGCUGGCCAACAUCGUGGAGAGCAUCCGGCAGCUGGGGCUGCGGGGCGGGCAGGGGACGGAGCCGGCAGCGGGGACCCCGCUCUGCCCCCAGCAUGACGAGCGCCUCAAGUUCUUCUGCGAGGAGGAUGAGGAGGCCAUCUGCGUGGUGUGCCGGGAGUCCCUGCACCACCGCCCGCACACCGUCUACCCCAUUGAGGAGGCCGCGCAGGUCUACAAGGUCAAACUCCAGAAAUCCUUGGAGCAUCUUUCAAAGGAAGUGGAGGACGUUAGGAAGCGUGAGUUGGCAGAAAGGAUGAAGACCCAGGAGUGCAAGGAGACAGUGAAGAAAAAGCGAGAGAGGAUUGUGAGCGAGUUCGGGAAGCUGCAUCGGCUGCUGGCCGAUGAGGAGAAGCUGCUGCUCCAGAAGCUGGAGGAGGAGGAGAAGAGGAUUCUGCUGUUGAUCAGUGAAAACCUGGCCAGACUGGUGGAGCAGAAGUGCUUGCUGGAGGAGCUGAUCCUGGAGAUAAAGGAGAAGAUACAUCAGCCAGCUGAUGGGCUGCUCAAGGACAUGAAGAACGUCCUGUGCAGGUGUGAGGGGGUAACAUUCCCAUCCCCCAUGGCUGUGUCUGUGACCCUGAAGGAGGACUACAGCAUCCCAGAGCGCUGCCUGGGCAUGAGGGACAUGCUGAAGAAGUUCAAAGUGGAUGUGACUCUGGACCCUGAGACGUCACACCCUGAGCUCACCCUGUCUGAGGACUGCAAGAGUGUGCGGCGAGGGAGCAAGAAGCUUCUUCUGUCCCUCUUUGACAACCCCAAGAGGUUCAGCACGGCUCCAGUGGUGCUGGGGAGCCAGGUCUUCUUCUCAGGCCGCUGCUACUGGGAGGUACAGGUGGGAGACAAGCCAGAGUGGGGCUUGGGGCUCUGCAGGGAGUCUGCCAGCCGGAAGGGCAACAUCCUCUUCUCCCCUAACAACGGCUACUGGGUGCUGCGGCUCCAAAAUGGGGGCAAAUAUGAGGCCCUCACCUCACCUGUCUCCCCUCUGACCCUGGCCGUGAGACCCCGGCGCAUUGGGAUCUUCCUGGACUAUGAGGCAGGAGAAAUCUCCUUUUACAAUGUGAGCGACCGCUCCCACGUUUACACCUUCACUGACAGGUUUUCGGGAAACCUCCGGCCUCUCUUUUUCCUGGGUGCCUUUUUGGGGGGCAGGAAUGCAGAGCCCUUGGUGAUCUCUUGGGUCAGGGACACACAAGGGACUGGGUGCAUCAUCCUGUGACAGCAGCUGCUCUGGUUUCUCACUUUUGGGCAGGGAGCUGGGAGCUCAACCAGCUCCUCCUGUGAGCGGGGCAGCACUGGGGAAAUACCUGCGUGCCUUGGUGCGUGUCCUGGCAGGGUCACUGUGUGCUCCUGGCUGCUGGGGGUGACCUGACAAGUGUGACACCCGCCAUGCGCCUGACACCCGCCAUGCGC